AUGUCCCACACCCACCGCCAGUCCAACGCCUCGGCGGUCUCCAACGCGCCGACGGAAGCGCGGAGCAUCACCGACUGGCUGCAGGACCGGCAGUCGUUCCGCGAGUGGUUCAAGCAGCAGCAUAUCGUCAAGCACCUGUUCCGGAAGUGGGACGAGAUGCGGUACCGGCGCAAGGUGUUCUCGGACGCUGAUUUUGGCGCGAGGGAGUUUGGUAAUGUUUGGCGGCAGUUGCUUACCGACUCGAAAGCCGUCCGCUCCGACCCAAUCAUCUCUGCCGACCACCAAGUCUCCCUCGUCCUCGGGCUGAUCGACGCGUGGGAGAACGGAAACUACGAGUUCAACGACAAGAACAUGUCGCGCCUCAUGCGGCUGUACAAUGAGUUUGUGGAUUCCGUGCAGAGCUUUGCGCUCGACGCGGGCGGCGGCGCGCGGUUGAUGGCGCGGGAUAUUCGGCUCGUGUAUAACCUGCCGCCUGAUGCCCCCAUCGUCUCCGCGGGCGGCUCCGCCGAACGCAAAGUAAUGGCCUCGCUCUACCGCAAGCGGCACGAACGCGUAACCAAGGCCCUGGCGACGAGCUACGCGUACCGGCGGCGCGAGGAGCUGACGCUCGAGACGCACAUUCCCGACUUUCUCGCGUUCGGGCACCUGCUCGACCUCGUCAGCGUCGUCGAGCAGGCCGACAUCGAGGGGGUGCUCGACCCCGUCGCGCUGUUCCCCCCGGGAUGCUUCUUCCCCAACCAUUACUAUGUGCGCGCCAACCUGCACUCGUGGAUCGAUAACAAGCAUGAUGUCGGCUACACGGGGUUGAUGGAGCUCUCGGCGUGGCGGGACACGCUGGAGCGGCCGGACGAGGGGCGCACGCCUCAUCGCCGUGGGAGUAGUGUUGGGUCCCGGAGCGCGGCAUCGGCGUCGUUUUCGUAG
This is a messenger RNA of Vanrija pseudolonga, 921 nucleotides long. RefSeq lists its product as uncharacterized. NCBI's taxonomy places the organism in Eukaryota, Fungi, Basidiomycota, Tremellomycetes, Trichosporonales, Trichosporonaceae. The coding region runs from base 1 to 921 and encodes 306 amino acids. The record is from RefSeq and is a predicted model, not a curated record. The transcript is spliced from 3 exons.